AUGGCAUUCAAACCAGUUUCCCACGUCCUAUUUGAUUUAGAUGGACUUCUCAUAGAUUCUGAAAAAAUUUACACUAAAAGCUUUGAAAUCGUGUGUGGAAAAUAUGGAAAGGUCUUCACAUGGGAAUUAAAUUCUACAAUAUUAGGUACCCAAGGCCAUGAAUGUGCUGACAAAAUUAUUAAAGUACUAGACCUACCUGUUACAAGGGAACAAUUUAUGAAUGAGUGCCAGAAAAUAAAUGAGAAACUUUUUUCAAAUGUCCAGUUAAUGCCAGGAGCAGACAAAUUAGUUUCACACCUACAUGAAAAAGGCAUACCUAUUGCAUUGGCAACAAGUUCAAGUGAGGAUAGUGUGAACAAGAAAAUGAAAGACCAUAAACAAUUUUUAAACAAAUUCCAUCACCUUACAAUGGGUUCUUCAGACCCAGAAGUAACUAAAGGGAAACCUGACCCAGCCAUAUUUUUAGUCUGUUCCUCUAGAUUUAAUGAUAAACCAAAGCCUGAAAAGUGCCUAGUUUUUGAAGACGCUGUGAAUGGAGUUAAAGCAGCGCGCGCAGCUAACAUGCAAGUAGUCGCCGUCCCUGAUCCAAGAAUCGACAAACAACAACUUAGUAUUGCUACGUUAGUUCUUGAUUCUUUGGAAGAUUUCAAACCAGAGCUCUUCGGUUUACCGGCUUACGAUUAA
Molecule: messenger RNA, 684 nt
Organism: Danaus chrysippus (African queen)
Lineage: Eukaryota; Metazoa; Arthropoda; Insecta; Lepidoptera; Nymphalidae
Source: the annotation of a GenBank genome assembly